Molecule: messenger RNA, 3282 nt
Organism: Jatropha curcas
Lineage: Eukaryota; Viridiplantae; Streptophyta; Magnoliopsida; Malpighiales; Euphorbiaceae
Product: receptor-like protein EIX2
Molecular function (GO): protein binding
Source: RefSeq, a predicted model, not a curated record
AUGGAAACUUUGUCACUCCUGCCAAUGCUCCUACUUGCCCUUGCUUUGAUGGCAGGUCUAAUUCACAAUAGCUAUGCCCAGAUGGUGGAUUGCUUAAAAUCUGAUAGAGAAGCUCUUGUUGACUUCAAAAGUGGUCUUAAGGAUCCUGAGAAUUGGCUCUCGUCAUGGCAGGGAAAUAAUUGUUGUCAAUGGUGGGGAAUAUAUUGUGAUAAUAGUACAUCAGCUGUUAUUACCGUUGAUCUUCACAACCCAUACAAGUACGAGGUAGGGGGAUUGAGUGGGGAGAUUAGACCUUCAUUGACAAAACUGAAGUCCUUGAGACAUUUGGAUUUGAGUUCUAAUUCAUUUAAUGGGAUUCCAAUUCCCAUAUUCUUUCAUUCUUUGGAGAAAUUGCAGUAUCUAAAUCUUGCAAGUGCAGGUUUUAGCGGCAAAAUUCCUCAAAAUUUGGGAAACAUUUCUACUUUACAGUAUUUUAAUGUCUCUUCUGAUUCUUGUUGUUUAACUGUGGACAGUCUUGAAUGGAUGACUAGUCUUUCCUCUUUAAAAUAUCUGGCACUAAAUGGAGUUGACCUGUCAAUGGUAGGAUCAGAUUGGAUUUUAGCACUGAACAUGCUUCCACAUUUAAGUGAUGUCCAUUUAUCUUUUUGUAACCUACACGGUUCCGUUUCUUUUCAUGGUUUUCUUAAUUUUAGCUCCAUUGCUGUUAUUGACCUUAGUGACAAUGAUUUCAACUCCACCCUGCCCAAUUGGGUUCCUAACAUUAGUAUGCUUCAAUUCUUUGAUGCCCGCAACAGCUUUUUCAAUGGAGGUAUUCCAAUUGGUUAUAGUGACCUUCCAAAUUUGAGGUUCUUGUAUCUUUCUGGGAACAGUGUUAAAGCCAACAUUUAUCAAGUAUUGAAGGGAAGUUGGGAAAAGAUUGAAGUUUUUGAUUUAGAUUUUUGUUCUUUAUAUGGUGAGUUACCUAGCUUCGUUGGAAACUUGACAUCCCUGACUCAUCUUUCCCUGCCUUUCAAUAACAUCAACGGUCAAAUUCCAAGAUCAAUAGGUAAACUUUGCAAUCUGAAAUAUCUUGAUUUAUCAUAUAAUUAUUUGACAGGAAGUUUGCCUGAAGUUCUUGGACAAACACAAUUUUGCCUUCCCAAAAGUUCCUUCUCUAGUUUGCAGUACUUAAAUUUGCGUUGCAAUGAAUUCGUAGGUGAAUUACCAAAUUGGUUGGGUGAGCUUCACAAUCUUGUUGAACUCAUUUUGGAUUUCAACUCAUUUAACGGUUCUAUCCCUACUUCUAUUGGAGGUUUGAAACACUUGACUACUGUUUCACUCAGCAGGAAUGCACUAAAUGAAACUCUUCCGUAUAGUUUAGGACAACUCUCGAACUUGUCUUUCUUUGAUGUCUCUUAUAAUCAUUUGAGCGGAUCUCUCCCAACUAAUCUUGGCCAACUUUCUGAGUUGUCUUUCCUAGAUGUCUCUUCCAAUCAUCUUUCUGGUAUUCUAUCCAAAUCUCAUUUUUCGAUGUUAAAAGAAUUGCAGACUUUGAGUUUGUCUGCCAAUUCUUUAAUUCUCAAACUGGAUUCAAAUUGGGUUCCUCCCUUUCAAGUUCGUUAUCUUUUUAUGGGUUCAUGCAAGUUGGGUCCUUCAUUUCCAGCAUGGCUUAAAUCACAAAGAAACAUUGGUUUUCUUGAUUUCUCAAAUGCUAGUAUUUCAGAUUCCAUACCGAACUGGUUUUGGAGUAUUUCUAGCAAUAUAGUCUUCUUAAAUUUUUCUUUCAACCAACUGCAAGGUUCUCUACCAAAUCCCUUCAAUAUAUAUCCUCUUGCAAGUAUUGAUUUGAAAUAUAACCUCCUUGAAGGAGCUCUUCCUAUUCCAAAUGUUAGGAUUAAAGCCUUAGAUCUUUCCAAUAAUAAAUUUUCAGGUCCUAUACCAAAAUCCAUAAGCAACCUCACUCGAUUCUUGAACCACCUUUCACUUGCAAGCAACAAACUUAUUGGUGAAAUCCCAACCAGUAUAGGGGAAGGACUUUUUGGAUUGGUAAUUCUUGAUCUUUCAAAAAACAAUUUAUCGGGAAACAUUCCAACAAAUAUUGGGAAUUGUUAUCUGCUACAAGUCUUAGACCUUCAAUGCAACAACUUGUCUGGGGUGAUUCCUGAGUCUCUUGGUGAACUAAAAUUCCUUCGAACUAUACACCUGCGCAACAACCUGAUUUCUGGAAAACUCCCAUUGUCUUUCCGAAAUUUGUCAUUCUUGGAGACUAUAGACCUUGGAAAUAACAGAUUGACAGGUGUUAUACCAUCAUGGACUGGAAAUGGUUUUAAGGAUCUUAAAAUUCUUAGAUUAAGAUCAAAUUCAUUUUUUGGAGAGCUUCCAUCUACACUUGCAAAUUUGAGUUCUCUACAAGUACUUGACCUCGCAGAAAAUAAGUUGGAUGGUAUUAUUCCUGCUAAUUUUGGCAAUUUUGAAGCCAUGACUCAUGUGCAGAACAUUAAUUAUAAUUCACCUUAUGCGAUUUUGCCAGGUUUCUACUAUCAGGAAAAUAUAUUUGUGACUAUAAAAGGUCAGUCUUUCGAAUACACCAAGACUCUUUCCCUUUUAACUUGCAUAGACCUUUCAGGAAACAAUUUGAAAGGCGAGUUUCCUAUUGUAAUAUCAAAUUUGGUAGGCUUAGUGGUUUUGAACUUGUCAAGAAAUCACAUCAGCGGUCAAAUUCCUCAUAGCAUUUCAGAAUUGCGUCAACUGGCUUCUUUUGAUCUGUCAAGAAAUAUGCUUUCAGGUCCAAUUCCUGAAAGCAUGUCUUUACUAUCAUUCUUGGGAUACUUGAACUUAUCAGACAACAAUUUUUCAGGUAGAAUCCCUUUUGUUGGGCACUUGACAACUUUUGAGGCAUCUUCCUUUUCUGGAAAUCCUAGUCUUUGUGGGGCUCCCCUUGAAGUUGAAUGUCCUGGUGAUAAUUCAAGAAAUACAGGAACUACUGAUGAGAAUGACUUUGGCAGUGUUGAUGACAAGUGGUUUUAUUUGGUAAUUGCGUUGGGAUUUGCAGCUGGUUUAUUGGUUCCUUUUUUCAUUUUGGCAAUCAAAAGAACUUGGAGUGAUGCUUAUUUUGGAUUUGCAGAUACAGUUGCGGACAGAUUAUUAACUUGGGCAUGCAAAACCAGGAUGAGUUUGAGGAAUUUUGGUUUCUGUUUGUAGCUUUUAUUUAUUUUUUAUUUUUUUUCUCUCUGUUUAACAUUGUAGUUUACAAGUACGAGAAAGUAGCAUUCUCAAGGAUUGACCAAUUUCUCAAUGUUUUUU